Messenger RNA from Lynx canadensis (Canada lynx), 1941 nucleotides. It is a transcript of the gene CCDC181, whose product is annotated as coiled-coil domain containing 181. Gene Ontology annotation, molecular function: microtubule binding. Lineage: Eukaryota; Metazoa; Chordata; Mammalia; Carnivora; Felidae. The record is from RefSeq and is a predicted model, not a curated record.
CUCGUAGUAAGAGAGGCCCGGAUGGAGGACGCGGAGACGCGCCGUUGCUAUGGCACCUGCGUCCCUGCCGCCGUGGGAGCAGGUGCCGGGGUCUCCCUCGCCUCACUGUCUGUCAGAGCUUAGAAAGAGGAGGAGAGGAGAGCUCCCCCGGCCAUCUCUGUGACCCCAGCCGCUGCAUCUCACACAGGCAGGAGGGGGAACCAGAGGGAGAGAAGGGAAGGAUGAUGCGGAGAUUUUUAUGCAUUAUUCUAUAACAAACAGAAAAUGGAUGAAAAAUAAAGAUAUGGACUCAAAAGAAAGUGGAGAAUAUGAAGAUGACUUUGAAAAGGACCGAUGGUUAAUUAAUGAAAAAGAAAAAAGUGGUGCCAGCAUAAUAGAGAAAAUAUUAAUUAUCACCUACCAUGGAUCCGAGGCUAUUGUGGGUACUGGGGAAAUGGCAGCUUCAAAACAAAGGGCUCUCAUCCAUCUUACUCAUUUUGUUGGUGGUAUAAUCACUUCCUCCUCUGAGGCUGGCAGGAAAAUGGAUGACAGAGAUAGAGACUGGGAUGAGGGCUGGGGGAAUAUUAACCAAGAAUUAAAAGACAAUGAAACAGAAACAGAACACACUGAACGAGGUUCUGAUCCUGACAAAUCUUUGAAGGAUGAAGUUUCACCAAGAAGAAAUGACUUCAUUUCUGUACCGAGUAUUCAACCUUUGGAUCCCGUAUCAGAUUCAGAUAGUGAAAACUCUUUCCAGGAAUCCAUAGAAAGCCAGAGAGCCCUGGAGGAGGAAGAGGAUGAGGAAGUAAGGAGAUAUAUUAUGGAAAAAAUUAUACAAGCCAACAAGAUUCUACAGAAUCGACCUGUGAAUGAUAAAAGGGAACGGAAGCUUAAGUUCAAAGACAAAUUAGUUGAUCUGGAAGUUCCUCCACUGGAAGACACUGAUACUUACAAAAAUUAUCUUGAAAAUGAAAGUAGUAUGUCUGGAAAACUCUCACAGUUACGUAUUUCCAAGGAAUUUGGACAAGAAAAUGUGCUCAUGUCACUAACUGAUGGAAAUUGUGAAGAGAACAAGGAUAGGAAAAUUCUAGUCGAGAGAGAUGGAAAGUUUGAACUUCUGAAUUUACAAGACAUUGAGAGUCAGGGGGUUUUGCCCCCCAUUAAUACUAAUAGUACAGAAAACGAGCCUCACCAGUUGUCAUCCAGAUCUUCCAACUCAAAUGUUAGUGGUGUCAAGAAAGAAGAGCCGAUAGCAAAGAUUCAUGCUGUUGCUCAUUCAUCAACAGAAGAGCCUGCUUAUAUCCCUCAGCCACCAGCCAACCCCAAGACUCGUCCAAGUUCUUCUGCCAACUCAGAUCGAAGUAAGGGGAAUGGGACUAAUCACAGGACACAGUCUGCAAAUACACCUCCAGUGACCUCAACAUAUUGUCUUUCCUCUCGACAGAAAGAACUGCAAAAACGGCUAGAAACAAAGAGAAAGCUAAAGAGAGAGGAAGAACAACGAAAAAUAGAAGAAAAAAGAAAAGAAAAAGAGAAUGACAUGGUUAAAGCAUGGUUGCAAAAGAAAAGAGAGCAGGUCAUAGAAAUGAGGAGAAUUCAGCGAGCAAAGCAAAUCGAAGACAUGAAUAGCAGAGAAAACAGAGAUCCACAACAAGCUUUUCGAUUAUGGCUUAAAAAAAAGCACGAAGAGCAGCUGAGAGAAAGAAAGACAGAAGAACUACGAAAGCAGGAGGAAUGUUUAUUCUUCCUUAAAGGGACCGAAGGCCGCGAAAGGGCCUUUAAACAAUGGCUACGAAGGAAACGGAGAAAACUAGCAGAGCAACAAGCUGUCAGAGAAAGAACUAGACAGCUCCGACUAGAAGCAAAGCAUUCUAAACAAUUGCAGAGCCACCUACAUAUGUCAGAAGCCAAAGCUUUUCGUUUUACUGAUCAUUACAAUUGAAAGUAUCUUAAAUACUUCAU